Messenger RNA from Rosa rugosa (rugosa rose), 1799 nucleotides. RefSeq names its product phosphoinositide phosphatase SAC2-like. Gene Ontology annotation, biological process: phosphatidylinositol dephosphorylation. Lineage: Eukaryota; Viridiplantae; Streptophyta; Magnoliopsida; Rosales; Rosaceae. Gene Ontology annotation, cellular component: intracellular membrane-bounded organelle. The record is from RefSeq and is a predicted model, not a curated record. The transcript has 4 exons. Bases 1130 to 1699 code for a protein of 189 amino acids. Gene Ontology annotation, molecular function: phosphatidylinositol-3,5-bisphosphate 5-phosphatase activity.
GUCCAUAAUAAAUUGUUAGUAAUAUUAAUUUAGUCCUUAUGAAUAAUGAAGUGAUGUUAAAAAAGGUCAGUUUUUAAAUUUGCUGAUUCCCAUUCUACCCUUAAACCCAAAUCUUCUCUUCAUUUUGAUUACGACCCCGUUGGAGCUUUCUCUCCGAGUCAACCAUUACCAAUCUCUCUCUCUCUCUCUCCCUCGAUCCUGGUCUCGGAGCUUCCAUUACUCUAUUCGUCUUCCUCUCUCUGCGUUCAAAUUUCAGUGAGCGAACAAUGGCGGCUAUGGCGAACGACUUUCAGGAUCGCCGGAACUUGAAGCUCGAUAACCGUCACGACAUCAUCUACCUCAAGUCGUUUGCCACCCCAACCUCUUCACCAUAAUCGACCCGUUCUUUCACUUCUCACGCGCGCACGACCUGAUCUGUUUUUCGAUCGACGACCGGUGCCGGAAUCUCAUCUUCAAUCCAGGUACGAACGUCUAGGUAUGGAUCAGUAUUUUAAAUGAGAUUACGUCAAUGCAUCUUGAUAUUGCUUGCUUCGAAUCGAUAAUUUGUUGUUUCCGUGAGCUUUGAAUACUCAGAACUCUAGUAUUUUGGGAGACUUCCCAAGUAGUUAGUAGAAUUUUCAACUGAGAUGGAGACAUUCGAGAUUCAGGUUUUAAGAUCUGCGAUGGUAGCGACUCAUAGCUAGGUAUUGUUUUUACCAUUGCAACUUCCUUGCUGAAUAGAAUACCAAACUGAUCAUGAUUACCAUGCCUUUGUUUAGGGUGUCUUUAUAGCGGGUUGUGAUUGCAAAUGCCAGCUGUACUAAUCGAAAUUCCGUUCGUUAGAAUUAGAUAGUGUGAGGUGAUAAUAUAUACGGAAUUGGUGUGCCUGUUGAUAGGUUAGAGGCUGGAAUUCAUGUGUGUUUGUCAAUAGAUUAAGUUAACAAGGAUCAGCUAAUGUUUUUGUUUUUAGUGUUGUUGUUAAUAGAAGCACACACAAACACACAAAAUUGGCUUGGUGUGCGCUUUUGAACUGUUGAUAUGGACGAUAUCAUAAUAUUGAUUGACUUUGUCUUGUGGUGUUGUUUAACUCCAAUGUGCUCCCAUUGUGGUUGAUUUGUGUAAUUUGGGCUUGCCAGUACUUGUUUUUUUAAUGUGUGAUAAUAGCUAUCUUAUAUUAGAACAACCCGUUAGCCUUUUCAUGUGGAAUAAAUGUUCUCAGCUUCUCUCUUCUGUUUCACCUUUUCAGAAUUUUUAUAUGAUAGGAAGAGACAAAAGCAGAACCCUUUGGAGGGUGUUAAAGAUUGAUAGAUUGGAUCCAUCUGAGCUAAACAUUCUUGAAGAUUCCACAACGUACACAGAUAUUGAGUGCUACGACCUUCUAAAACGGAUACAUGAAGGAAACAAGUCAAUGGGUGGACUUAAGUUUAUCACCAUUUGUUAUGGAAUUGUUGGGUUCGUGAAGUUUCUGGGACCUUAUUACAUGCUUAUUAUUACAAAAAGAAGGAAGAUUGGAGCAAUUUGUGGUCAUACUAUCUACGCGAUUAGCAAGAGCGAAAUUAUUCCAGUUCCAAAUUCUUCUGUGCUGUCAAACUUGGCUUAUUCUAGAAAUGAGAACAGGUCUUUUGUCCAUUCUUCAUGUAAAUGUAAUAUGUACCUGAUACUUCUAAAGAGAUCUAAGAAAGUAGCUUUCAGAAUUUUACAUCGUCCAGUUGUACUUUGAUAAGAAUCAUGUCAUCUUCAAAUUGAGAAGUUUUGUUUGUCUUUUUGUUGGAGUACAUUGUCUGUGACUUUCUAAACUUAACGGUAUCAAUGUCUAGGAU